Messenger RNA from Trichobilharzia regenti, 1361 nucleotides. NCBI's taxonomy places the organism in Eukaryota, Metazoa, Platyhelminthes, Trematoda, Strigeidida, Schistosomatidae. The record is from the annotation of a GenBank genome assembly.
GUUACUUUGGAUAAUAGUAAAGGUUAUUGGAGCGCGCUCCUUGAAUAAGACGUGCUACUUCUGUAGCAACAUCCUCACUCUUUCAAAUAUACAGGACUUGUGGGUCUGUUAGGUGAUUGCUGUGAAGCCGAAUAACCCGAAAGUUACAGUAUCUUCUUGAAACCGAGGAUAAAAAAGCUGGUUGUAGUGGUAAACAUCGAAGAAAAAUUGAACUGGCACACUGGAUGACUUCUAACCUUAAUUGAUUGGUUCAUUAAAAUGUCACCUGUUGAACGGCAAAGUGACUCAGAUAUCUCUGCCUUGUACAACCUAAAGUCAAAGACUGGAGAACAUUUUACCUUUAAAUGUUCUGUCCUUAGUAUAGCGUUGGAGUCAAUUAUUAAUAGACUUGGUAAGGAGAGCGAAGGACGUUUAAUUACUGUAAUCGGUGACUGCAGCAGACAGGAUCCGGAGUUUCUUUUCAAGGUAACUUACCAUCCUCAUUUCAUGCAUCUUAGAUCGCAUUUUAUUGUCACAAACAUUUAAACAUCCAAAAGAUAACUAAUUUGUUAUUUUCAAGUGCCUGCCUCUAUGCAGAGUGUCGGGUUUUCCUUACGAAGUAUUUUGACGCGUGCAUUAGUUCACCAAUGGAUUGGAUAAAGGUUGUCGAAUACUAUGCAUUAUUAAGUAAUGAUUUCAGUCUUAAUAAAAUGCCGAAUGCAUUAAAAAGAUGUAUGAUCUCAAAGUUUACUAAAUUUAGUCCGUACGACCUAGCACAAUGCAGGCGCAAAAUCAGAGCUGAAUGUGCUUCUGAGUGCGAGAUGGGUUCAAAAACUGCAGGUGAUAAAGCAGUGGAUUACCGCUAUGGAAAUUUUCUAUCAGUACAGGGAGACAAAUCUGCGAACAUUUUCACUUUGAAAGACAUCGUCCGCAAACUACAUAUACGGAAACCUGCAUUCAGCGUCAUGUGCAUUCUUGAAAAGAAGUAUCCCUCAAAUUUUGAUGAUUUUAUACAUACGAAUUUGGAUGGUGACUGGGAUGCUUCGAAGGCUGGAUUACGUAUGAAACUUCCUAACCACCCAAAAUCAGCUCUUAAAAAUGUUAGUACUUGGAGGAAUCUUAUAGCCUGUGGAGAGCUUGGACAUGAAAUAAUUCUACAAAACAUAGAAAGUAUAUUAGAUUCACACCUUUCUGAAGCAGAACAUGAAAUUAUUCUCCAGAUUUUGUCAAAACAAGUGAGUUUUUUCUUAUCGAAAGACUGUCUAUGGGUUGUAAUUUUCUCAUUUCAUUACUAUUUAGUAUGUCUCUUUGGUUUUUGUUAGCAGUUGUUUUCUUGCGUAAUUACUAUUCUGUUAACCACUUGUGCCUUACGGCAACUACUU